UGCAGAAAUGCUAGACGUCAUUUGCAGCGUCCUAAACAUAUUGCUAAAUUAGAUCAAGCAAAAGAAUCUGGAAUGGCUCAUUAUGGUGAUCCAGAAGUGUUUAAAUUAGCAGGCACAGAUAAAUGGUAUUGUCAUCAUUGCUGUGGAAUAUGGCAUGGUGAAAUAAGGAUAACUUCUCAUGUUGUGAGCAACAGACAUUAUGGAAAUAAGGCAAAGGUGCGAAACGUAUUAGAUGAUGAAAAUAAAGUGAUGAAUUCUGAUUAUGAAGAUGUUUUGGUAAAGAAGGAUUCUGGUUUAUGGCGCUGUCUUCUUUGUCACCAACAAGUGCUAGCAAAAAGUUAUACAGAAGCUGUACGUCAUUUGGAUAGUCCUACACAUGGUAUCAGUGUGCGCAAAGCAAAGACAUCUGGAACGGCUUAUCAUGAUGAACCAGAUGUUUUUCAGUUCAAAGGCGCAACGAAAUGGUAUUGCCAAAUUUGUUCUGUAAUAAUUAGGGAUGUUGAACAAACAACUGCGCAUGUCAUAUCAAACAAACAUAUUGAGAAUAAGACAUUGAUGCAACAAGGAAGGGAGCUG
Molecule: messenger RNA, 576 nt
Organism: Saccoglossus kowalevskii
Lineage: Eukaryota; Metazoa; Hemichordata; Enteropneusta; Harrimaniidae
Molecular function (GO): zinc ion binding; nucleic acid binding
Source: RefSeq, a predicted model, not a curated record